ACUCCGCCGGGCCACCGCCAUCUUCCAGAUCAGAGAAAUGACAGCUUAUGGUGCAGUCUAUUCUCUCAGGAAUACAAUCAACAGUAUCAUCCGUUGUUCUCGUUUUAGCCUUGUUGGUCGCUCUCAUCAAGUAAUAAAUUUUGUGGAGAAGAAGUUGAAGCCUUGGCAAAAAAUUCUGGAGAGUUUGGACUACACAAGUCCAAGCAGGAGCAGGAAGAAGGUGAACGCUUUGGAUGGAAGAAUCAGAGAUGCAAUUUGGAGAUUUGAAGACUCAUUGGAAUCCCUUCUCACUCAACAGGUUCCUUCACAAUCUGAAACUCUUCCAGAGAUUGUCUCCAUUGAUCUGCAGAGUCUGCUACAUGAUGCUCAAUCCUUGAUCUCUAUGCUCAAUCAUAUGAAGGAGAGCUACAUUUAUGAGGUAAAGAAUAUGGUUGAAGACAAACCUAUUUCCUCAUUCAUUGGUUUCCAUGGAACCAACUCUAAGAUGAUUGGAUUAUCAGAUCAAAUCCAACAAUUCAAAACACUUGUUAUGGGAUUCAAUCAAAGCAACUGUAGGGAUGUGCACGUACUUUAUGGAACGGCAGGCGUUGGGAAGACCACUCUUGCUAUGCAAAUCUAUCAAGAUCCCGAGAUCCAAAGGAAAUAUGAGUGUCGCGCGUGGGUCACCGUAGGCAGAGUACCUCAACCCUUCACUCAAAUUUCACGAGGCAUUCUUGCUCAACUCUGUGGAGUUACUCUCACUCAUGAAGGCGAUGAAGAAAUAGGCGAGUGCUUGAAAGAAAAAUUGGAUGGCAAGAAUUGCCUCGUUGUGUUUGACGAUGUCUGGGAGGCAAAGUUAUUGGAUUUCUUUGAAGAUUUCAUACCAUACAUGUAUCAUCGAUAUAUUCAUGUCUUGGUUACAACUCGACAUCGAAAAUUGAUAAAUGCUUAUGUGUAUGAUGGAUGUUUUUACGGGGUGCGGUUUUUGAAGGACGAAGAAAGUAUGGAGCUACUAUGUGAGAAGGUGUUUGGUGAUGAGAGCUGCCCUCCUCAACUUCACAAAGCUGCCACCAAAAUUGCCAAGCUUUGUGAAGGUCUCCCUCUCUUGAUACUUACUGUUGCUGAUAUCCUGUCAAAAUCCGAGCAAAACAGAGACCCAACCUACUGGAAGGAUGUAGCAGAAAAGAGAAAUUCAGUCUUCACGGAUGCAUAUAAUCAUAUAUCAAAGGUACUUUUCCCAAGCUAUGAGUACUUACCUCAAUGUCUUAAAAUGCCUUUUCUGUUUAUGGGUGUUUUCCCUCAAGAUUAUGACACCCCCCCUUCCAAGGUCAUCAAUAUGUUGACUGCAAAGGGGUUGUGGUGUGAUUGGACAUGUUUGACAGAUCUAGCUCUCCACUAUAGUCUUUUAUUACACAAGUUCAGGAGCGUGGAUAAAACUUCCUCUGAGUCAUUUUAUCGCAAGUAUAAAACUUGUCGGCUGCAUUCUUCGUGGAAACACGUGUGUAGAGUAGAAGCUAGUAAGAAUAAGUUUUAUCAUGUCUUGAAUAAGUUGAUUGAUGCCGAAGAAGAGGGUCUAAAAGGUCAGCGCGGCUUGUGUCUUGAAAAUAGCAUUUUAUUUGGCAUUGAAGAGUUUUGCCACUCUGUGAGAGAGAACUGUGCAUCCUCUACACGUUCUCUUCUUUUCUAUGGUCCUUACCACCAAUAUCCAAUCCCUAUAGAUGUCGGUUUCACGUUGCUAAGGGAAAUAGAUGCUCUUACACAUCGUUUCUAUUCUUUUCCACUAGAAAUUUUGUCAUUAUUCCAGCUAAAGUACCUUGCUCUAAGAUGCAACGGAGAGCUCCCAACAACCAUAUCUAAACUGUUCAACCUUCGAGUUUUGAUUAUUCAUCCACAUAUGAGGAUUACACGUCGUGGAGCUCCAUCAUAUGUACCAAUACAAAUAUGGGACAUGAAAGAGUUGGAGCAUAUUGAAAUAUUGGGAAAGAGCCUUGCCGCUCCAUCUAAUGUGGCUCCUUUGGAAAAGCUCACGACAAUUGUAGGUGUGAAUGCUAGCAUUUGUACUAUCCCGAGACUCUCCAUUACAAUUCCUAACUUAAAGAAAUUAGGAAUACAAAUUGAGUUGACUCCUUAUGAUGAACGUAACGACAUUUUGAGAUGUUUUGUUUACAUUUCAAAAGUUGAAAGCUUGCAGACACUUAAGUUCAGUAUCAGAAACCCUGUGGUUAAGCAUGGUCAUGUUUUCCCGGUGGCUCCAGGGUCAUUGAAGUUGCCACGUAAUUUGAAAAAGUUAUAUUUGAGUGGCAUGGGUUUUCCCUGGGAAUACAUGGAUGUCAUUGGCUCUUUGCGAUCCCUUCAAGCCCUCAAACUGCGAUCCUAUGCCUUUCAAGGUUCACAUUGGGUAUCCAAAAGUGAAAGUUUUGACAGUCUUCGGUUUCUACUAAUUGAAGAAAGUGAUUUGGUGCAAUGGAAACCAGGAUAUGGAAGCUUUGCUAAGCUUGCAUACCUAAGCAUGAAACAUUGCUACAAACUAAAAGAGAUCGGCAAGCCAGCUUCUCUGACUCAUGGGACACACAGAACUUCAACAACCAUGGUGAUUGAAUUAGAGGACUGUAAUCCUUUAGCUUUGGCUUCGGUCAGCCAAUUACAACCAGAUUAUUAUGGUGAUUUGCUUCAUGUUACUGCAUCUUCUUCUUUUUAUGAGAAACCAACAACUAUCAUAUUUGAAAGGCGUGGAGUCGAUCAUAUGACGCAUAGAGAAAGGCUCUUUCAUAUUAGACGCCGCAGACUCAAUGUUAAUGAGGAAGAGAAUGAGGAUGAGGAUAUGAAGAAAUUGCCAAUCAAAGAGAAGAUAAUGAAGCGUCCCUCUCGGUUGAUUAGGCUGGACUAUUGGGCUCGUGCUCGAGCUUGGGCUGCAAGGCUGCCAGAUUGGGUGGGAUGCUUGCCGUGCAUGUCAGGGUCCUAUCAUAGAGAUGAGGAGAAUGAGGAAGAGAAUGAUGACGAAUAUUCGUAUAAUCAUGACGAAGCAGAGGCGAGCAUGAGAGGUCUUUGAGGCUUUGAAUCUGCUGCUACAAAGUGCUACACAUGCAAAUCAAAAUGAAACGACUCUUGAUAUGCAAAUAUAUCAAGAUGCAGAAAUCCAGAGCGUACAUGAGUGCGACGCGUGGGUCACCCUAGGCAGCGUACCUCAACCGAUCAAUCAAAUUGCACGAGGCAUACGAGCUCAAGUGCUCAACUGUUCAGAAUUUAAGAAUUGUUAUUAUUGAAGCUAGAAAGGUGAGACAGUAAUCUU
Messenger RNA from Salvia hispanica, 3268 nucleotides. Lineage: Eukaryota; Viridiplantae; Streptophyta; Magnoliopsida; Lamiales; Lamiaceae. The record is from RefSeq and is a predicted model, not a curated record.